This is a messenger RNA of Ctenopharyngodon idella (grass carp), 4640 nucleotides long. It is a transcript of the gene klc1a, whose product is annotated as kinesin light chain 1a. Gene Ontology annotation, molecular function: kinesin binding. The record is from RefSeq and is a predicted model, not a curated record. The coding region runs from base 383 to 2311 and encodes 642 amino acids. Lineage: Eukaryota; Metazoa; Chordata; Actinopteri; Cypriniformes; Xenocyprididae. The transcript is spliced from 17 exons. Gene Ontology annotation, biological process: axo-dendritic transport. Gene Ontology annotation, cellular component: membrane-bounded organelle; kinesin complex; cytoplasm.
GAGGAGUGAACCUGCCGGGAGAAACACAACGCCAUUUUCACCCCGUACAGCUCCAGACAGAUGCGUCUGAGCUGAGAUCCGAGUGUUUUCGCAAACACCGCUUCUCAAAUUAUGACUAUGUGAUUAAUAAUCUGUUGUUUCUGUGCCACUCUGUGAUUUGAGCUCGUGCUGGAGGAAUCGUACUGCCAGUGGCAGGAACUUCCCUCUUGGAGCUCCGGAAGACUGGAGAGGAGGACACACACAACUGGUCCGGCUGCCCUAUUCCAGCCCCAAGCCCUCUCAAUCAAGCUGCGGAGUGUUAUAUUUACUUGCGUUUCGUAGUAGGACACGGAGGAACAAACCCUGUUACAGUUGUGGGUGUUCUGGAUGUCUCGCUGAACGGAUGCGUGAGGACAUGUCGAGCGUGGUGUGUGUGAAGGAGACAGAGGGUCAGGGGGACCCCGGAGAGAAGCUGUCCCAAGACGAGCUGCUAUGUCGGACACGGGAGGUCAUGCAGGGGCUGGAGGCGCUCCGUGCAGAACAUCAGGCCAUCCUGGAGGGGCUGAUGGGGACCUUGCGCUGCCUCAAACAGAGCCAGGAGGGUCGUGCUGUUGAGGAGAAGACAGCCAUGAUCCAACGCUCCAUGGAAAUGCUGGAGCUAGGCCUUAGCGAAGCACAGGUGAUGAUGGCUCUGUCAGGGCACCUGAGUGCAGUGGAGGCAGAGAAACAGAAGCUUCGAGCACAGGUGCGGAGGCUGUGUCAGGAGAACCAGUGGCUGAGGGACGAGCUGGCAGGGACCCAGCAGCGGCUGCAGAAGAGUGAGCAGAGCGUGGCCCAGCUGGAGGAGGAGAAGAAACAUCUGGAGUUCAUGAACCAGCUCAAGAAAUAUGACCAGGACCUCAGCCCAUCAGAUGAUAAGGACUCUGAUUCCAGUAGGGAGACACUGGACGAUCUUUUUCCAGAUGAGCAGGAUGAGCCGGGUCCUGGCAUCCAGCCUCCUCACAGCAGUGCAGUGGCAGCAGCGCAGCAGGGCGGUUACGAGAUCCCAGCUCGUCUCCGAACCCUCCACAACCUGGUGAUCCAAUACGCCUCACAGGGCAGGUAUGAGGUAGCCGUUCCUCUCUGCAAACAGGCUCUGGAGGAUCUAGAGAAAACAUCUGGACACGAUCAUCCCGAUGUAGCCACCAUGCUGAACAUUCUCGCCCUUGUUUACAGGGACCAGAAUAAAUACAAAGAGGCAGCAAACCUCCUUAACGAUGCAUUGGCAAUUAGAGAGAAGACCCUGGGCAAAGACCACCCUGCGGUGGCUGCCACUCUGAACAACCUGGCCGUUCUUUAUGGCAAACGAGGGAAGUACAAGGAAGCAGAGCCUCUGUGUAAAAGGGCACUGGAGAUCAGAGAGAAGGUGCUGGGGAAGGACCACCCUGAUGUUGCUAAGCAGCUGAAUAAUCUGGCCUUGCUGUGUCAGAACCAAGGCAAGUAUGAAGAGGUGGAGUACUACUACCAGAGAGCCCUGGAGAUCUACCAGACCAAACUGGGCCCUGACGACGCCAAUGUGGCCAAGACCAAAAACAACCUGGCUUCAUGCUAUCUGAAACAGGGGAAAUUCAAGCAGGCAGAGACUCUAUAUAAAGAGAUCCUGACCAGAGCCCAUGAGAGAGAGUUUGGCUCUGUAGAUGAUGAAAAUAAACCCAUCUGGAUGCAUGCAGAGGAGAGAGAAGAGCAGAGCAAGGGCAAGCAAAAGGAUGGCUCUCCGUUUGGAGAGUAUGGUGGCUGGUACAAGGCCUGUAAAGUAGACAGCCCCACUGUGACGACCACGCUGAAGAAUCUUGGCGCUCUCUACAGGAGACAGGGCAAGUUUGAGGCUGCAGAGACCCUGGAGGAGGCGGCUCUGCGCUCCAGAAAACAGGGUCUGGACACGGCGCAUAAGCAGCGUGUGGCGGAAGUGCUGGGAGACCCUGAAGUACGAGAGAAGCAGCGGAGCCGUGAGAGCCUGACCUCUGACACGGUGAAGUACGAAAGCGGCCCUGACGGAGGAGAGGAAGUGAGUAUGAGCGUGGAGUGGAACGGGGACGGCUCGGGCUCAUUGAAGCGCAGCGGUUCCUUUAGUAAACUGCGGGCCUCUAUCCGACGCAGCAGUGAGAAACUGGUCCGCAAGCUCAAAGGAGGAGGCUUACGAGAAAACGAACCCAAAAAUCCUGGCAUGAAGAGGGCCAGCUCUCUUGGAGUUCUCAACGAGCCGGAUAAACCUGUGGGAGAACUCAAAGAACGAAAUUAUCGUCUAAGGCAGAUGCGGGACCUGAGUUCCAGUCACACUGACCUGGCGCAUUGAAGGUCUGCUGUUUGAUGUCCCAAUGAAGAGAGGUACUAAGAGGUCUCAUCAUCUGGCUGACCUGAGCUGUUUAGACAGGACUACCUUUUCCGGAGGUUACUUUUGCUCUCGAGUCUCUGUAUAUGUAUUUAAUUUCUGGUAAGUUAGCUGUAGAAAUGACAACUGAUGUAAAAAAGCUAAACAAGAACCAAAGUGCACAACAAAUUUGAGAUUAUUAUGUUCUGCAAAAAUCUGAAAAUAGAUAUUUGGGCUCAGGUUGAGACUAGGCACUCUAAUGGCAUUUUUUGCUGCUUUCAUUUGAUUUAUUUUUCUUUGUUUUAUUUCAAGAUGUACUUUUAAGCUUUUUUUGAAACCAACAAUUAUAGGACCGUUUUUAUUAAGGAUUAUAAUGACUUAAGUAAUGGAGGUGUGCAUAUUUGUGUGUUUAUAGUAGUUUUUGUCCCAUUUUCCCUCUUUGUGACUUAAUAUUCUGCCAUUGACAACUUCAAUGUUGUUUAUACCUUGAGUUACACCAGAGGACCAUAAUGCUUCUGUAAAGUACUGAUACAAUCAAACUUAUUCCCUUGAUAAAGUGAGAACUGCACCGUGUUAAUGAAGGUCUAUGUUUACAUGAGUGAUGGUUCAAUGAUGCACAUUUUCUUACUGCUUUUGAGAAGUGGGAGGGACAGGCCUUAUUUUUUAUCUGGUUUAGAAAUAGUUCAAAGAAAAAGAUUUUAGAUGGUUUAAGCUGACAUGGUUACAUAAGAACGUGGAUUAAACCUCAGGACUGAACGAACAGAUUCAGUAUGCAAAGUAACACUGCACUUUGAAUGAUCUCCUAGGAUAAUGUUACACUUUUCAAGCCAUUAAUUGUUACAAAACUAAACUGAGUUGUUUACCUCGGUUUUAUCGCUUGCAUUUGGUAAUUAUUUCAAUGUUUUGACUGGUUUUACUUCUUACGCCACCGUAAUAUUUGCUAAUGAGGUCUGUAAACUGAAUAUUGCAAGUUUUCAUGAACAAUAACUACAGGAAGCCUUUGUCUUUCUCUAAUUUGUGAGGUCUGUUAUCUCACAUGGAGUACUGCUACUCCAGAUAAACAUGCACUGGAAUAUGAAUUCUGUCCCCUGAUGUUUAACUACAGUACCUGUUUGAAAGCAAGUGUGCCUUGUUGUGAGUGCCUCAGGCAGGUUCUUACUAAUGAAUGUGGAAGUUAUUGAUUUUGUGUAUGACGACAGAACAGUUUGAGCUCCUUAAGGUCAAAUGUCAGUCAGGAUUUUACAAGGUAAAUAAUUUUUAAUACUGUGGUCAAAUAAAAGCCCAAUAUAUAUCAGUGUAUUGUGUCAUGGAUUUAUGCUAAUAUAGUGCACUGCUCAACUGGCCUUCUUGACUUUGUUUCUACUUUUUUUGUUUUCUGUAUCCAUUUAACACUUUCCUAAUAACCUUUCUAUUGGUGUAAUAUAUUAUAUUACUGCCUGAUGCAGUAAUGAAUUCAUCAUAUGUGUGUGUAUCAGUGUUUUCUCUGUAAAAUUCUCUGCAUUGUGACAAUGUGCAAUAGGGUAGCUGCUGUGUUGGGUGAAUUUGAUCUCACACCCAAUGUUUUACUGACAAAAGCUGGAAUAUCUGCUCGGCUUGUGUGUUUCAGUUGUCUUUGUACUCUAAAUGAAUAAAUAUAUCACUUGCAUUUUUAUACAUAGAGUAUACACUUGUUUUACUUCACUAAUUUGAGCUUUGCUACACACUUGUGGGACUAAAUGUGCCCUUCACAUGUUUGAAUUUCAUUUUCAGACUGUUUAUGUGCGAUUAAAUCCGUGUUUUUUUGACUGUUGAUCAGUUUGUGUUCUAUUUGGCUGUUAUUUUUAUAUUUUUGAGAACGGGGUUACUGAUGUGGCACUCACUCCCUUAAGUUUUUAAUGCUAAAUCCAUAUGCAAUUGCAUAGUAUUUGCAGUUUGUGACCCUAAAAUGCAGGCUAGGACUCAAGAGGUUCCGAUUAAAUUUACCUAUAUACCAUCAAAAAUAUUAUUAUAAAAUUAUAGAGACAAAACCUGUGUGUAGUAGCAGGGACUGUUGUUACCUGUAUAACCCUGACAUAUUUAUUUUUGUGGUUUUUGAUGUUGCAUUUCUACUGUCUGUCUCUGUCUUCUACAACUUGUGUUCAUUGUUUUGUAUUUUGUUGUAUGUGUAUGUUUGUGUGUAUCCUGCAUAUCGCACUGGACUCAUGUAUCUUCCACUUUCUCAGGCUGCCGCUGUGCUGGCUAAACUGCAUUUACUGCCGUGUUUGUGGUGAUGUGUUGCUCUGAAUAUCAUAUGGUAUAGUGUACAUACUUGAAUAAAGACAACAGAAGUACUCUA